Diachasmimorpha longicaudata is the source of this 2346-nucleotide messenger RNA. It is a transcript of the gene hgo, whose product is annotated as homogentisate 1,2-dioxygenase. Gene Ontology annotation, biological process: L-phenylalanine catabolic process. The record is from RefSeq and is a predicted model, not a curated record. Gene Ontology annotation, molecular function: homogentisate 1,2-dioxygenase activity. The transcript has 9 exons. The coding region runs from base 504 to 1826 and encodes 440 amino acids. Gene Ontology annotation, cellular component: cytoplasm. NCBI's taxonomy places the organism in Eukaryota, Metazoa, Arthropoda, Insecta, Hymenoptera, Braconidae.
GUAAUGUCUUAUUGUGCCAGAAUAUAAAGAAAUUGCGAGAAAUUUAAUAAUGCAGAGGUGAAUUGGCUGGAAUAUACCAUCAUUCCUCUUCAUUAUUUUUUAUACGUCAUUUGGAGGCUCGUCCAAUAAAUAAAUAGUGGAAUAGUGGCCCUUGCACAUGUGAGUAUCACAUACUGGUGCCGUGCUUUUCCAUCCAGACGCGCCUACUUCUCUCGUUCCUUUGAUUGGAUGAUAUCGAUGCUUCGUAAACACGUUCGCGCAUAAUUAUAAAAUCCUGUUCAUGGUGCGUCUAAGGUCAGCUAGUGGUUCUUCUAUAAAAUGAGGAAUUCAAGGUGUUUUCAAUGUUAAUCGUGUCCCAAGAAGUCAGCAUGAAAGACAAUUUUCAGAAUUUAUUGUGUCUCUGAACUUAUCGUUGAUUGUGACGUUCCUCGAUAAAUGAUCUUGCGAACAGCUCUGAUAACUCUCGCCCAUAUCUGGAGUGUAAAGUCAAUUCAAUCGUGAGGAUGGAGUCUGAUCUGAAGUAUCUCUCCGGCUUUGGAAACGAGUUCGCGAGUGAAGAUCCUCGAUGUCCAGGCUCUCUACCACAAGGCCAGAAUACUCCACAAAAGUGUCCCUAUGGUCUCUACGCUGAGCAACUGUCGGGCACAGCUUUCACUGCACCUAGAGAUGAAAAUAGACGCACAUGGUUUUACAGGAUCAAGCCAUCUGUUUGUCAUGGACGAUAUGAACGAGUGGAGAAGACAAAAUUGAGCCACGACUGGAGAAAUUUCGAUCCAAAUCCUCUCCGUUGGAGGGCUUUUGAUGCUCCAACUCGUCAAGGCUCCCCCGUUGACUUUAUCGAGGGUCUCCACACAAUUUGUGGAGCUGGAGAUGCAUCCGUGAGGAAUGGAGUUGCCAUCCACGUUUAUCUAUGUAAUGCCUCCAUGAAAGACUCGGCUUUCUACAACGCUGAUGGUGAUUUCCUCAUCGUGCCACAGCUCGGCACUUUGAUGAUUAGAACGGAAUUUGGAAAAAUUCAGUGUGAGCCUAAUGAAAUCUGCGUCAUUCAACAGGGAAUGAAAUUCUCUGUGAGUGUUCUUGGUCCAUCCAGGGGAUAUAUUCUCGAGGUUUUUGAUAAUCACUUUCAGUUGCCCCAUCUCGGACCGAUUGGGGCUAAUGGCUUAGCUAAUCCUCGUGACUUUCUCACACCAGUCGCCUGCUACGAAGAUUGCGAUUUAAAAUUCAAAAUUUACUCAAAAUAUCAGGGAAAACUAUUCUCCUUCGAAAGAGACAGCAGUCCAUUUGAUGUGGUAUCUUGGCACGGCAAUUAUGUCCCUUAUAAAUACGAUUUAAACCGUUUUAUGGUCAUAAAUUCCGUCUCAUUCGAUCACUGCGAUCCGUCGAUCUUCACCGUUCUCACUUGUCCCUCUUCAAAACCAGGGACAGCUAUCGCUGAUUUCGUCAUAUUUCCACCCAGAUGGUCCGUCCAAGAGAACACUUUCCGCCCACCGUACUAUCACAGAAACUGCAUGAGUGAAUUUAUGGGCCUGAUAAAGGGCCAGUACGAGGCUAAGGAGGAAGGGUUUCAGCCUGGAGGAGCAUCUCUUCACACUGUGAUGACACCUCAUGGUCCUGAUGCCAAGUGCUUCGAAGGAGCCAGCAAUGCUGACCUGAUGCCAGAGAAAAUUGCGGAGGGCACCAUGGCCUUCAUGUUUGAGACAUCUCUCUGCAUGGGCCUCACCUCCUGGGGUGCUACCAACAGCAAACUGGAUCCAAAUUACUUGGGCUGUUGGGGAGGGCUCGAGAAACACUUUAGGUCUAGUCAUGGAUCUGAAUCAGCUCUCUGAUUUCCUCUUUUGCUGGUGUACCUUCCGAAUGGAGCUUGGACAUUAUGGGGAAUGGUCUGAGACGUGGACGCAAUUAUGUUUUUGUGGAUGCAAUUAUGUUUCUGUGGACGCAAUUAUGUUUCAUGCACUCGUACAUGUUAUGAGCCAUUAUAUGGUACGCAGUGGCCCUCAUUAAUGAUAAUUUAUGAGGGCUGCGAUCCGUAAUUUGCCGGGAAAAAUGUCCCUGCCAUAUCGGUUGAUGGUCUGAAUGGUGGGCCGGUUGGUUACCAGAGGACGAUCACUCGAUGAAUUGUCGGUCGUUGAUUAAUUACUAAUUAGAAAGACUUAUCAGAGAACUUUUACCGCACUUGUUUGGUAAUCCAUUACUUCUUGACGCGACUCUUAAAAUUGAAGUUUAAGGGUGUCCAUAAAUGGAGAAACAUUUAAAUAACAGUUUACCGUUAAAAAUUCUGAAAAUUUAUAAAUUUGUAAUGGAAAAUCAUGGAUAUGAAUAAAUUAAAAAAUACUCUGAGAUAUAACA